AUGGAGGAUUCGACGUUAGCCUCUUUUUCUCCUGGUGUUUGCAGGGUCCUCCGAGCGGCGCAGAAACUGUCCACUCAGAGGGCCUACCGUUAUAAAUGGGACAAAUUUGUCGAAUUUCUCAACGACAAAAACAUUUUGUUGUCUCUGGUAUCUCUUGCCAAUAUAUUGGAAUUCUUAAUGUCUCUGUCAGACUUGGGCCUUUUGCUCAGUUCCAUCAAGGGAUACCUUUCUGCUAUCUCCUACCAUUAUGUUUCUGAAAAUAAACCAUCUCUGUUUAGGGACCCGUUUGUGAAGCGGUUCCUAAAGGGGUUAAAUAAGUUACACCCUCCGUGCUCCAUGCCGGCCCCGGCAUGGAGCCUUGACUUAGUUCUGUCCAAGCUGGCACUUAAACCCUUUGAACCUAUGGCCACGGCUGACUUAAGAUUAGUAACUUGGAAGACAGCAUUUUUGGUGGCCAUCAUGUCCGCUCGCCGGGCUGGUGAGCUAUGUGCCUUGAGGGCUGACUACCUUAGAUUCCAUAAGGAUAAGGUGGUUCUCAGGACAGAUAUUUCUUUCCUUCCUAAGGUAGUAUCACCCCUUCACACAAGCCAGGACAUUGUGUUACCUACCCUUGCCCCGAACCCGACGUCUGAGGAGAAACGUCGGAUUCAUGCCUUAGAUGUCAGGAGGGCAUUAGCCUUCUAUUUGGACAGAACCUCUGGUUCAAGAUCCACCAACAGAUUUUUUGUUUGCUAUUCUGACCCGAAAAAAGGCUUGCCGGUUUCCCCUCAGAGGUUUUCUAAGUGGAUAAUGAAUGUCAUUCACCUCUGUUAUGAACUCUCAGGAAGACCCUGUCCCGAAUGGGUUCGGGCUCAUACAACUAGGGUGGUAGAGGCAUCCUCUGCCUUUCUAAUGGGGGUCCCCUUAGAAGAAAUUUGCAAAGCGGCUAUAUGGUCCCAGUCCUUAACAUUUGUCAGGCACUACAGGCUGUAUACCAGGGUUAGACAGGAUGCAGCCUUUGGGAGGGCAGUGCUGUUAUCUGGUUUGCAUUGAAAUGUUCAUGGUUUCAGCGAAUAUUACGCUGACUGCGUUGUGUUGUGUUGUAUACAAAUAAAAAAGUUUAUUCUUUGCCACUCCCUCCUCCAAUGACUUAAGCAUGCUAGUGUAACCCAUUUGUGUGAUUCGCAGAGACCACGAAGAAGAAGGACAG
Sceloporus undulatus (fence lizard) is the source of this 1189-nucleotide messenger RNA. RefSeq lists its product as uncharacterized. NCBI's taxonomy places the organism in Eukaryota, Metazoa, Chordata, Lepidosauria, Squamata, Phrynosomatidae. Gene Ontology annotation, biological process: DNA recombination; DNA integration. Bases 1 to 1032 code for a protein of 343 amino acids. The record is from RefSeq and is a predicted model, not a curated record. Gene Ontology annotation, molecular function: DNA binding. The transcript has 2 exons.